CUGGUUAUCUUCCGCCUGGCGACCCUCCAAGUAGAGCCGCUGCAAGGCAAAUCGCUCUUUCGAUUGCGGGGCCUGGCUUCAGUAAACUCGCAGCCCGCGGCGCCCUUCCGUCGGGCUUCCCCGCCCGGCUCAGCACCCAGACGCCCGUCAGCGCUCCCGCCGUGGCUCGCCGAUGAGGCAGCGUCCUGCCGGCGAGCACGGUCGCUGCGGGGGCUGCGGCAGUAGGGGCGCCACUGCGGGCAGAACGGCGACCCAGCAACACUUACCGCCGUACCCAGUGGGCGGGUGCCGCCGGAACCCCAGCCGGCGGUAACAACCACCGCCGCUACACAGCAGGGCGGGGCUCUCAUAAUUUGCCCUUGACCGAGCGGCAGCGCUUGUGCAAAACUGGCGCCUGUGAGGCAUCACUGCCAUUAGUUAGGCCUACAUGGGCUGCGGCGCGAGCACCGCCACGGGCGCCGCCGGCCGCAGCGGCGGCAGCGGCUCCAGCGGGCAGACCGGCGUGGUUGAGCCCGUGCGGCGGGUUCGUGCCGCCCAGCCGCCAGCCGCAUCCACCGCCGCAGGCGGCGGCGGUGGCGCCGCCACCCGCACAGCCCGCAGCGGCGGCGGUUCCCCGGGCGUCGGUGCGUCUGCUGGGGCGGCGGCUGGGGCGGCGGCGGGCGGCGGCGGCGGCGGUCCGGGUAAUGCUCGGUCGGGUCAGUCGCAGCUGGCUAGGGGCUAUGGCGAGCUGCCGCUGGAUCUGCCGUUGGAGCGGUGGGACGACUACCAAGUGCGCACGUGGCUCCACACGCUGCCGCCGGUGCUACAGCCGUACACCGAGCUGCUGUGCAGUCCGGGCGGCCUGCUGCUGCAGUGGGACGAGCAGCUGUUGACGGAGGCGGGCGUCGCCAACGCUUUCCACCGGAAACAACUGCUCGAGUACGUCAAGCAGUUGAAAGCGGACGUGGCAGCCGCCAACAUACAACUGCUCGCCAACCGCCAAGCGGCGGCAGGAACCGGCGGCGGCGGCGGCGCGGGCGCGCUGCCGCUGCGCGCUCGGAGCCAGGGCGCCGCGUCCAACGGUAACGGCAACGGUUAUGCUGUCGACGAAUCGUACGGCGGUUACGACAACGACCCAUUGGGUGACUCGGAACUGGAGCUGACAGAAUCACCGGCCAGCGAUGUCGGCGGCGGCGGCGGCGGCGGCGGCCAGAAAGGCGGCAGCGCCGCCGCCGGGGGCGGCGGCCGCAUCAGCGGUGGCUUUCUUCCCGGCAGCAUUAUGAGCCCGCGGGGCAGUGCGGAGCGGCCGGGACCUGCCAUCGGGUCUGCGGCGACGGCUGGUGUGGCGGCGGCGGCGGCGACAGGGGCGAAGCGGACCAAGUCGGCGGCGGCGGUGCUGCUGGGCGGCGGCGGCGGCGGCGGCGGCGGUAAACCUGGCGCCGCGGGGACGCAGCGCGCGCACAGUGCCGCUGUGGGCACCGGCAGCAGCAGUGGUGGCGAUGACGACGAGGACGAAGAGGAGCAGGAGGCGGGCAAGGGCAAAGCUGGGGCGGCGACCUCGGGGGCCAACAAGCAGCAGAAGCUGGGCGGCGGGCCUGGCGGCGGCGGCGGCGGCGGCUCGCCUGCCUCCAGUGAGCAGCUGGGUGCUGCCAAGGCGGGGGAGCAGCUGCUGGUGGACUAUGAGGCGGGCAUGCUGGAGGGCGGCCUGGGCGCCCUCAAGCAGUUGGUGGCGGCGGCCGGCAACCUGUGUCCCUGGCCCGGCGACGCCGCCGCCUCGCUGCUGUCUGGGCUGCUGGACCUGGGCGAGAGGGCGCUGGUCAACAGGCGCAAUUGGCGCCAGCUCAACGCCAGGGCCGUGGACCUGCUGCAGCUCAUCUCCUCCAACAGGCGGCUUCAAGCCGACACCAACCGCUACCGCAACCUUAUGCACCGCCUCAUCAACACACUCAAGGCCAUCCGCGAGGCCUUCACGGACUUCACCAACCGCAACUGGCUGAUGCGGGUGCUGGCCGCCGGCCGCGACGGCGCCGUGUUCACACAGCUGUGGGCGGCGCUGGGGGCGCUGGUGGCGGACGCAAGCCUGGGGCUACAGGUGGAGGCGGCGUCGGGUCAGGAGGCGUCUCACAAGCUGCUGCGACGCCUGCAUGCACGUCAGCUGCGCUAUGACGACGAGGAGGCGGCGUUGCGGCGCCAGAUCGAGGCGGCGGGCGGCGUGGAGGCACUGGUGCGCGACCCCACACGACUGGCCCGCGCGGCGGCGGGGCUGGGCGUGGGGCAGCAGCUCACACUGCACAAGGUCCAGGAGGCGGUUUCGCUGUUGGAGGCGGACCGGUCCGAGGGCGUGCACUCGCUCAUCCCGCACCCCGACCUGCGCGUGCUGUGGCGCCGCUGCUUCAGCCCGCGGCAGGACGUGACGUGGCCGCUGUGGUGGGCGGCCUUCCCGUCGGAGCUGGCGCGCGUGCCGGUGGAGGCGCAGGUCAUUUCGGCGCUCGCCGCCCGCCUGGCUGAUCCGCGCCGCCGCGCCGCCAUGGAGCGGCGGCUUGAGGCGCCGCCGCCCGCGCCGCCGGGGCGAGUGAGUGUGGUGGAGCUGCGGCGGCACGUGCCGCCCGAGGCCGACUUGCAGGAGCUGGUGGAGCGGCUCACAGCCGACCGGCCCUCCCUGGACGGUGCCGGCAGCAGUGUGCGCCUCAGCCGGGCACCCACUGACAUGGGCGCAGCACGGGCCGCCACCGCCGCCACCGCCGGCAGUGCCGCCGCCGCCGCCGCCGCCCUCGCCGCCGCCUCGGCCUCAUCCUCUGGCGGCGGCAGCGCCGCCGUGUCCGCCGUCGUGGCGGCGGCGCGGGCGGCGGCGGCGUCGCGGCGCGCCAGUUGUGAUGACGGCGGCGGCGGCGGCGGCGGCGACGAUGGCGACGACGAUGAGUCAGACGGGUUGGUGGUGCCGCCGCCGCUCGUCGAGGCGCGCUGCCACCUGCCGCCUCUGGACGGAGAUCGUUUUGUGGGACGAGAUGAUGACGUGCAGCGGUUGGCCGAGCUGCUCGUCACGCCGCAAUCCGCGUCAACCGCCAACGGUCACAAAGGCGGCGGCGGCGCCGGCAGUAACGGUCACAACCACACCAACGGCCUCCCGCCGCGCCCGGGCAGCGGCAAGAACGCGACCAUUGGGCGACAGGCCGCGGACGCGGCAGCGGCGGCGGCGGCGGGCGCGCCGCCGGCGGUGUGUGUGGUGGGCGAGAUGGGCUCCGGGAAGUCGUGUGUGGUGGUGGCGGCGGCGCGGCGGCUGUGGGAGGCGGGGGCGCUGCCGGGUGGCGCCUACUACAUCGACCUGCGGGGAGUGGACUGCCGGGCGGAGUUGGCGGCGCGGUUCGCCGCAGCCCUGGGCGUGGCGGCUACAGGCGGCGGCGGAGGCGGAGGCGCAAAUGGAGGCGGAGGCGGAGGCGGAGGCGGAGGCGGCGCCACAGCUGGCGCAAGCGCCGCUGCAGCCGCAGGCGCAAGCGGCGGCGGCGGCGGCGGCGGAGCGAGAGGGAGCACUGGCAGCGCCGCCACAACCACCGCCGUACGUGCUGCGCUGCAGUCGUUGGCGGCGGUUGGACCGUUACUGCUCGUCCUGGACGGCGCCGACUGUCUGACAGAUGAGCUGUACGACAACGCGCCGCCGCCGGCACUGGAGGAGACGGCGGAUGAGGCGGCGGCGCUGGCGGCGCCGAUGGUUGGCGGCGGCGGCGCCGCCAAUGGCGGCGGCGGCGGCGGCGGUGUGGCGGCUGACGGGCUGUUGCGGCACACGGGCGCCGUGUCGGGUUUGACGCCGCCGGACACAGAUGUGGAGGGCGCGCUCGGCGAGAUCCUGGGCUCCCUGCCGCCGGGGCGCUGCCGCCUGCUGCUGGCGGCGACCGAGUGCGUCGACUUCCGCGGCUCUGCCGCCGCAGGCGGCGGCGGCGGCGGCGGCGGCGGCGGCGGCAGCCUCGGUCGCGCCGGAUACAGCGGCGCAGCCGCCGCUGCCAGUGGCGGCGGCGGCGGCGGUGGCGGUGGCGGUGGCGGCGGCAGCCUCGGUCCCGCCGGAUACAGCGGCGCAGCCGCCGCCGCCAGCGGCGGCGGCGGUGGCGGCGGUGGCGGUGGCGGCGCCGGUCUGCCUGCCCGCCAUGUGGAGCCGUACCACCUGGGUCCAAUGCCGGCGGCGGCGGCGGAGGCGCUGGUGCGCGAGGUGGCGGGCUGCCUCAGUCAGGAGGAGGCGGCGGCGCUGGUGGCGGCGGUGGGCGCUGGCUCGCCACUGGCUCUGCGGCUGGCGGCGUCAGCGGUGGCGACGGGCGCGAUGUCGCUGAAUGAAACCAUAUCGCGCGCGCGCAGCGCCGCUGCGGCGGCGGCCGCCGCCGAGGCGGCAGCGGCAGCGGCGGCGCUCAAUGCGUCGCCUAGCGGCGGCGGCAGCGGCGGCGUUAGUAGCGUUCCGCGGGAGCCGCCGACGCCGAAGCUGCUGCGGUCGCUGUCGCCGGUGCCGCCCAGCCGCUACGGCCGAGGGUCUGGCGGCGGCGCGGGGCCGUCACUGCCGCCAAUUGCGGCGAGCACCGACACAAGCGCUGACAGCGGCGGCGGCGAGUCGGCGGCGGUGGUGACGCUGACGCUGCCGCCGGGGCUUGCUCCGGCGAAUGGCUCGGCUUCCGAGUCGCCGACGGCGGCGGCGGCGGCGGUGGCGGCGGCUGACGGCGGCCUGGCGCCGCCGGUGCUGACGCCGACACCCAGCGGCCUGCACGCGGCCCACGGCAGCGGCGCCGGCGGCGCCGCCGGCGGCGGCAGCAGCGCUGGCUACCCCAGCGCCAGCCGCCGGCACCCCCACCAGCGCACCUUCUCCAUCGCCAAAUCCAUGUCGUUCCUUCUGCAUACAUCGGGCGGCAGCAGUAGCAGCGGCGGCGCCGCCGCGCCCAGCGUGUUGGGCGGCCGCGCCAGCAACGGCGGCGGCGCCGCCGCCGCCAACAAUCGGACCAUGGGCAGUGGCGCCGCCGUGGCGGCGGCGCUGCUGUCAGGGCUUAGUCAGGAGCACCGUACGGCGCUCGUCCAGCUCAGCAUCAUGCCGGGCGCCUUCGACGAGGAGGCGGCGGCGGCGCUGCUCGGCCAACCGCCGUACGCCGUACGAGCGUUACUGGACGUACUGCUCGGCUACAGCCUCAUUGUGUACCGCGGCGGGUACGGGCUGCGCGGCAGCGGCGGCGGCGGCGGCGGCGCCGCCGGCAGUUACGGCGGCGGCGGCGGUUACACUGGCGGUUACGGCGGCGGCGGCUGCUACAGUCUGCAGCCGGGUGUGCUGGAGACGGCGCGGGCGAUGCUUGGAGAGCUGGACCACGAAAGCAGGGUGGCUCUGCAGUGUCGCUACGUGGGCUACGUGCUGGCGGGGCUGCUGCGGGCGGACCGGCUGUACGGCGGCGGCGCGGUGCGGGCGGCGGCGGCGCUGGCGGGCGAGAUGAGGCAGGACGUACAGGCGCUGCUGCUGGUCGCCGCCACCUGCCCCGACCGUGGUCUGAUGCUGGGCCGCACGCUGGGCGCCGCCGCGCUGGCGGCUCUGGCGGCCUCGCCCCUGUUUGGUCUGCUGGUGCUGGACGCCAGCGCCGAGGUGGAGGCCUUCUGGAGGGCCGUGGCGGACUACGCGGCGGCGGGGGCGGCGGCGGGGGGAGGAGCGGGAGGAGGAGGAGCGGGAGGAGGAGCGGGAGCGAAGGCGGCGGGAGGAGCGGGAGGAGCGGGAGCGAAGGCGGCGGGAGGAGGAGCGGGGGGAGGAGCGGGGGGAGGAGCGGGGGGAGGAGCGGGGGCAGGAGCGGGGGCAGGAGCGGGGGCAGGAGGGGCGGCAGGAGGGGAUGGAGGCGUGCAGACGGCGGCGAUGGCGGCCCUGGCGUCACGUGCCCUGGCGCAGACACUGUACAAGCAGGCCCGCUAUUUGGAGGCGGAGGCGGCCUGGCGCGGCGCCCUGACCGCGGCGGCCGCCACCCACGGCCCCGCGUCCCUGGAGGCGGCGGCCUGCCACAGCGGCCUGGGCGUGGCGCUGGGGGCGCAGGGGCGGCACCGGGAGGCGGAGGCGCAGCACAGCGCGGCGCUCAAGCUGCGGCGGGCGGCGCUGGGCGACCGGCACCUGGACGUGGCCGCCUCGCUGUCGCACGUGGGGCGGGUGCUCCGCAGCACCGGGCGGUACAGGGAGGCGGAGGCCGCCUACAGGGAGGCGCUGCAGGUCCGCACCUCUCUUCUGGGCGAGGACCACCCUGACGUUGCCGACGCGCUCAACAGCUGCGGCAUUGUGGCGGGGCUGCAGCGGAGGCACGCCGAGGAGGAGCAGCUGUACAGGAGGGCCCUGGCCAUCCGGCGCCGCGCGCUGGGUCCGGAGCACCCCGAGGUGGCUCAGUCGCUCAACAACAUCGGCACCGCGCUCACCAGCCAGGGCAGACACGCGCCCGCGGAGCAGGCCUUCCGCGAGGCCCUGGCCAUCAAGCGCCGCGUGCUGGGCCCCACACACCCCGCGGUGGGCACCUCGCUCAACAACAUCGCCCGGGCGCUGAGGUACCAGAACAAGCUGCCGGAGGCGGAGGCGGCGUGUCGGGAGGCGGUGGCGGUGCUGGAGGGCGGGCUGGGCCCCACACACCCCGCCGUUACCACGGCCGUGUCAAACCUCAUUUACCUGCUCAAGCGCCAGGGCAAGGACGACGACGCCGCGGCCAUCUACUCCGCGUAUCACCCGCGCUGGACGCCGGGGCUGGGCCAGAUGGAUGACGAGGCGAUGGCGGUGGUGGGCGCGGCGGCGCGCAAGGCGGCGGCGGCGGCGGGCGCCAAUGGUGGCGGCGGCGGCGGCGAGAGGCACAGCGGCGGCCAUGACAAGUCGCAUCCCACACACCGCGGCCACGGGCAUAAGCACGGGCAGGGGCAGGGGAACAAGCAGUCGCCAGGGUCAGGGCCGGGAGGCGACGGCGGCGGCGGUGGGGUGCGGGCUUCGCAGCAGCUGCACCGGGGCUCGGACGGCGGCGCCAGCAUUGCCGGCGGCCUGCCUCCGCCGCCUCAGCCACGGCGCAGCGCCGCAGGUGCUGCAGGUGGAGGCGGCGGUGCGGCGGGCGCAGGUGCGGGCGGGGGCGCGGGCAAGCCGCCCCUGGCGCCGCACGCACCGCCCGCGCAAGGCCCGGCCGCCGCCGGCACGCCGCCCCGCCCGGGUCGCGCCGAGCUUGCUGUCAAGGGCACCAGUGCCGCAUUUGGUGCCGCCAACGGCAAUGGCAAUGGCAAUGGCAAUGGCGCCGCCGCCGCCGCCGGGCCUGUCACUGAGGCGCGUGUGCCGGGAGGUGCUGGCGGCGGUGGCGGCGGCGCAGCGGCGGCAGGCCUGCAGGCGCCGCAGGCGCAGGCGGCGCCGCCGGUGCAGGCGCAGGGGUCUCCUGCGCUGCUCAGUCGCCUGGACGCGAGUGCGCUGCUGCGGCAGGCGAUGGCGGAGGCGGCGCGGCUGGCGCACGCAGACAUCAAGGCGAUGGAAGCGGCAGCGCGCACGCGGGUCUCCGGCGGCAAACGCGUCAGUGGCACCAACAUGCAGCAGCGGCCAGUCACCAGCAGCGCCUCGCCACCUGCGGGCGCCGCCGCCGCCGCCGCCGCCGCCGGCGUUGGAGGAAUCAAGGGGGUAAACGGCACGCCGGCGCCGUGGGCGGGCGCGCGUGCGCCGGCGGCGGCGGCGGCGCCAGCAGUGGCGGCAGCUGGCGGCGGCGCCGCCGCCGCGCCGGCUGGGGACCGCCGCGGUGUUGUCGUGAGCGAGCCGCGUGGAGUGGUGUCUGUGUCGGUGAAUGGCGGCGUUGCGGUUGGCGGCAGCGGCAGUGGCAGCGGCAGCGGCAGCGGCGGCUCCAAGUCACCUGCAGGUGCGGGUGGUGGUGCAGCAGCACCAGCACCAGCAGCAACAGCAGCAACAGCAGCAGCAACAGCAGCAGGACAGGGGGGUGUCAAAACAGCUAAUUGCGGCGGCGGCUCGCCGCUCAAGGUGGCAUUGCCGCAGCGGCCGAGCACGGCGGCAGCGGCGAUGCCAGACACCCCCAGCACAGCUGGCGGCGUUGGCAAGCGAUGAAAUGCUUGUACUUAUCCUCGUACGUCCUGUGCAAAUGCAAAGUUGCUACCGGUAUUCCAAGCAUGCAUUGCAAGAGACAGGCUAUGCCCUGCAGGAUGGCUCUGUGUGGCUUCUUUUUGACAAUGAUUUAGAAAUAGCGCAGGAAUGGCAACCGCCACUGCAACUACAUGAUGACAGAGUUUCUGGGCUAGAGUUAGGUACGAUGUUGGACAAUGUUACAUGAACACGUGACAUGACGCCCAUGUGGGAUUCAGUUGUGGGCUCGCGUAUUCAUAGAGCAAUUUGAGUUGAAACCGCGUGCUUUUGUGUUCGGGUUGGGUACAAGCCGGUCACGUGGAGCCGGUCGCGUUUGAAGGGGGCAGCAGGCGGUUGCAGCUGUGCAGCUGUGCGUGUGUGGACGGCGCAUUGGAAAGCAUGCCAUGGCAUGCCAUGGGAGGCUGGCAGCUGGAGAGUGACGACGGCUGGCCAGGGCCGUAUGUGUGAUCCAGUAUGUUUGGUCCGGUGCUGCGGCAGGCUUGGACAAGCGCGGUGCGGUGGCUUUGUCCUCUACAGAAGACGUUGAGCUUUGACACAGGGCAGCAGGCGCGCGAGCAAUACGGCGCCGGUAAAGCCACGCUGUGAUGCUAGUUACGGUACGGCAAAGCGUCUG
Messenger RNA from Chlamydomonas reinhardtii, 8684 nucleotides. RefSeq lists its product as uncharacterized. The transcript has 24 exons. The coding region runs from base 428 to 8035 and encodes 2535 amino acids. Gene Ontology annotation, molecular function: protein binding. Gene Ontology annotation, biological process: cell surface receptor signaling pathway. The record is from RefSeq and is a predicted model, not a curated record. Lineage: Eukaryota; Viridiplantae; Chlorophyta; Chlorophyceae; Chlamydomonadales; Chlamydomonadaceae.